Messenger RNA from Marasmius oreades (fairy-ring Marasmius), 1038 nucleotides. RefSeq lists its product as uncharacterized. The transcript is spliced from 2 exons. The record is from RefSeq and is a predicted model, not a curated record. NCBI's taxonomy places the organism in Eukaryota, Fungi, Basidiomycota, Agaricomycetes, Agaricales, Marasmiaceae. The coding region runs from base 1 to 1038 and encodes 345 amino acids.
AUGUUCGCAAACAAAUCCACGAAAUAUCCCCUCACGCUCGUUGUCUCUCUUGUGUUGAUUCUCUCUCUCCUCCCCGUUUCCGAGGCCAGCGAUUUUCAGCCAGUUCUCCGUAGAAGUCACGGUCUCAUUAAGAAGCGUCUUCCGCUAGGCCCUCUCAUUGGUGCUGCCCCUGACCCAAAGACAGCGGAUACGGCCUCGUCGUCUUCAUCAUCAUCUGGCAGCAGCGCUGUGCUCAGCUCUUCCUCUCGAUCUUCCUCUUCGGCUAGUAGCUCCACUCCCAGCGCUUCGGCUAGCGUAAUUUCCAGCGCGAGCAAAAGCAGCAGUACCAGCAGCGCCACUAGCAGCAGCAGCAGCAGCUCUAGUUCAACCUCAACGACCUCAGCCCCUUCCUUAACCUCAUCCAGCUCAGUCCCUAAUAACACCAACACUUCGGAAUCGCUCAAGGUCACCCAGCCCGGGCCCGACGAAGUGGUGGUGGUUGAGACCAACUCCGCUGGCAAUCAAGUCACCGUAACACAGACGACCGCCAACGCUGCUCAGACGGAUGCCCAAAAGACUCAAGCAGGAGCGACGGCCAGUCAUAAUAAAGCCAAGUCCACCGCUUUGACCGUCUUGAUCGUCAUUGCUUCCUCUGUCGGUGCUGUUCUCCUUUUCUGGACCAUCUUCCGCAAGUGGAAGCUCGCUCGAUCCUCCAAGUUUGACCAGCGUCUUGAACCGAUCAACUGGCAGCCCACCAACAGCGACGAGGGUAUCAUUCCCGCUAAUCGUAGGCGUAAUUCCACGGCUUCGUCGUUCCGCUCUGGUUACGGUGCUACUUCCGGCGCGGGCCACGCUGGUUCUGACCACGGCCAUCGCCUUGAUGUUCCGGACCAUGACUUCACCGCUGGUCCUGCACCUGUUGGCGGAUAUGCAGACCUUGCUCGUGGUCCAAGCCCCCAGCCUAUGCAACAGCUUGGUCGCGGCCCUAGUCUCACUCGGCCUAACUAUGAUGUCGGAGUACCUCUUCACCACCAAGCACCCUAUGGUGGUAGAUAUUAG